AUGCCCGACCUCAAAUUGCCUGAGGCGACUUGGGGCAGACCUCCUGGCCGCACCGCGAAGAGAAAGCGCCCGGACCCUGACUUCGACAUCGCCAUUGACACAGACAGUCAAGUUGAUCGCUUCAAACGCCAAAAUAUCGGGAGUGAUACCAUCGAUCUGACUCCAUCCCAUCGAAUACCUGAUGUCCUGGGGUCGCAAGAAACGGAUCCUACCUAUUCAACCUCAACAAGAGAGGCUCAGCGGUCUCAGCUUCCAGCCCCUCUGCUAGAUUUACUGUCCUCCCAACCCUUGCGAAAGCCAUCAAUAUCACCCUCUUCUCAACCAACUACACUGCCAUCAGAGCCUCAGUCGCCCGAUUUGCCCGCCUCCGCCAUAUCUGAGCUUGAAACCCUAAGUGCUGACAAUCAACUCGACAAGCCCAACGACAAAGGCAAGGCCAUCCAAAAAUGGGAUCCUAAGGUGUGGGACGAGAACGAAUUCGACAGCGACGAGGAGAAUAUGAGCCUAGCAGUCACGAUGAAACUAGCCAACGAGCUCUCCCUCUUGAAGUCGUUCCUUGGGAUCUACAGAAAGUUCAACAUCCAUCUCGGCGACAUUGUAUCCGGUCCCCGCCAUAAAGGUUUCCUCUUCCUCAUCUUUUCCACUGUCACUCGCCUCGAAUCACACACCACGCACCUGCGCGCCCUCCGCAACGAAAAAUUGCGCGGCAGCCCCACUCCAAGCACCAUGGAACUCAUCGCCGAGAAGAUCUUUCGCAAGUCCAGAACUCGCCGUGACUACCUGUGGGAUAUUAUGGAGGAGAAGGUGGACAUGACUAAUGUUGUGGAGAGAGCCAUAUGGGUCAAAAAGAAAAAGGCAGUGUUGGGCGAUGUUAUGGGCGGGCUGGUGGAGUAUUUGGAGGAAUUGGGAGACGAGGAGGGGUGGAAGGAGAGAGAGGUGAGGGAGAUGGGGGAGAGGUGGGAGAAGAGGUGGAGGGUGUAUGGUGCGAUGGACAGGGCGGAUCUGAAGAAGGCGGGGUGGAUUCUGGAUGUUGGAAACCGAGAUGGGUGA
Letharia columbiana is the source of this 1050-nucleotide messenger RNA. RefSeq lists its product as uncharacterized. The transcript is spliced from 2 exons. The record is from RefSeq and is a predicted model, not a curated record. Lineage: Eukaryota; Fungi; Ascomycota; Lecanoromycetes; Lecanorales; Parmeliaceae. The coding region runs from base 1 to 1050 and encodes 349 amino acids.